GGUUUUUUCCAAUCCUGUGCAGUGGAAGUAGAUGUAAAAGAUGCCUCUAAUGCUACGUGCCUGUAUGCAAAAUGGAUGAUGAGAUUCUUGAUAAAAUAUGAAACAAACAGUAGUGAUUAUAAAAAUGCAACCUUGAAUUUGUCAUCCAAUGUGACACACAGUGGAAGCGUCUGUGGCAAUGACACACAAGCUGCGCUUCUGGCAGUGCAGUUUGGAGAAGGUCACUCUUGGAGCGUUAACUUUACAAAAACCAAUGAAACUUACCAGGGGGACUUUAUCACACUUACCUACAACACCAAUGAUACCGCUGUAUUUCCUGAUGCUAAAAGAAAAGGACCAAUUACUGUUGUUGUAAAGGAUACUAUGCAUCCAGUUCAACUGAAUAAUGUCUUCGUGUGUCAUAAUACUGACUUUUUUGAAGCAGAAAAUGUAACACAGGUUUUCUGGAAUGUUACUGUGCAGGCUUUUGUUCAGAAUGGCACAAUUGGUAAAAAAGAGUCCAGAUGUCAUGCUGACAUGCCAACUUCUGCACCUACUGUUCCGCCUACUAUUGCCAAUGUAACUACUGCAUCUACCACCACUUUAUCACCUGCUCCAACCACUGCUCCCAAACCUGUGGAGAAUCCAGACACAGGAAACUAUUCUCUUAAAAGUGGAAAUAAAACUUGUCUCCUGGCUACUGUGGGGCUGCAGCUGAACGUUUCCCAAGACAAGCCUCUUCUGAUCAACAUCAAUCCAAAGACAACUAGCGCAGAUGGUACAUGUGGUAAUACGACAGCUACUCUGAAAUUGAAUGAUCGAAAUAGCACAUUGAUUGGUUUUACAUUUGUUGUGAAAAAUGCCAGUGCAAGUGUACAAAAGUUUUAUCUGAAAGAGGUGAAUGUUACACUGCUCAACCGUCUGAAUGGUUCUGUUAUUUCAAGUGCAGAUAACAGCAAUUUCAGCCAGUGGGAUGCUUUCCUUGGUAGUUCUUAUAUGUGCCGAAAAGAGCAAACUCUUGAGAUUAAUGAAAAUCUUCAAAUACAUACUUUUAAUCUAUGGAUUCAACCAUUCCUUGUGAAGGCAGAUAAGUUUUCUACAGCCCAGGAGUGUUCGCUGGAUGAUGACAGCAUUCUAAUCCCAAUUGUAGUUGGUGCUGCACUUGCUGGCUUGAUUGCCAUUAUAGUGGUUGCUUACAUAAUUGGCAGAAGAAAAAGCUAUGCUGGAUAUCAAACUUUGUGAAUCUAAAUGUGAUUCCUGUUCUGAUUUCACUCUAAACAAAGCAAGUGCAAGUUCUGAAGUCCAAAAAAGACCCAAAACUUAGGAGUAAUUACUAACCACAGCUAAUUGGAGAAACAAAGAGAGAAUGUUUAUCUCAAAUGAAGCAGAACUACAUUUUUAGCUUCCCUGCACUAAGAAGACAACGUGGGUUUCAUAGCUGUUUUGAAGAUGUCAAAUAUUGGAUGAGUUGCUAGGCUAAGGAUUUUAUCUUGCAAAAACCCUGAAGUGUUUAGGAUUUAUUUCUGCUUUUCACAAAUUGUAGCCUGAAACAAGAAUGCAUUCUAAACUGAUGUGCAUUGGGCAAAUCCCAGAAUAGCAUAGAAUUUGUACUUGCUUCUCUCUUCUGCGUUCCUUAGUUGU
Molecule: messenger RNA, 1620 nt
Organism: Balearica regulorum gibbericeps (East African grey crowned-crane)
Lineage: Eukaryota; Metazoa; Chordata; Aves; Gruiformes; Gruidae
Source: RefSeq, a predicted model, not a curated record